Sinocyclocheilus anshuiensis is the source of this 2807-nucleotide messenger RNA. RefSeq names its product integral membrane protein GPR155-like. The record is from RefSeq and is a predicted model, not a curated record. Lineage: Eukaryota; Metazoa; Chordata; Actinopteri; Cypriniformes; Cyprinidae. Gene Ontology annotation, cellular component: membrane. Gene Ontology annotation, biological process: transmembrane transport; negative regulation of BMP signaling pathway. The transcript is spliced from 17 exons. The coding region runs from base 214 to 2469 and encodes 751 amino acids.
ACCGAAGCGCUGGAGAUGCUGUGAGCAGAGUGAAAGCAUGUUUCGGCCGUGUUUUUCUUUUACAACGUGAUAUUUAGUCCAUGUAUCGACCAUCUCGACACGUGAACACAUGGUACGUCAUCGACAACAGUUAUAUAUCUGUUGUUUUUCUCGCAAGCUUUCUGAUUUGCACCGUUAGAUCAUCUCUCAGUGGUCCCUGUCAACCUCAUCAUCAUGGAGGGCCAGUAUGUCACCAUUCAUGGCCUCAACAUCACUCACAGCCCUCUUGGAGCACCGGCCAUGUCUAUCGACAAACUUUUCCCGGCUCUGCUGGAGUGCUUUGGCAUCAUCCUGUGUGGCUAUGUGGCAGGUCUCAGUGACAUCAUCAGCGUCGGACAGGUCAAAGGCCUGGGAAGUUUUGUGUCAUGUUUCGCACUUCCUGCGUUGCUCUUCAAGAACAUGGUGCAGCUGCAGUUUGAGCAUGUCGUCUGGUCUUUUCUAUGGAGCAUUUUGAUCGCAAAAGUGUGUGUGUUCUUGCUAGUUUGUGUGCUGACGCUGUUGGUGGCAAAUCCUGAGAGCAAAUACAGUAAAGCUGGGCUGUUUGCUAUCUUUGCCACUCAGAGCAAUGACUUUGCACUGGGAUAUCCUAUAGUGGAUGCGCUGUACAGGACUUCGCACCCAGAGUAUAUGCAGUAUAUAUAUUUGGUGGCUCCUGUGUCUCUGAUGCUGUUGAACCCUGUGGGCUUUGCUUUGUGUGAGAUUCAGAGAUGGAGACACACCAAUGACCGCAACUACAGCAAACUGCACGUGAUCUUUACAGUCAUACUGCAGGUUUUGAAGAACCCAAUAGUCUUCAUGGUUAUUGUUGGAAUUCUCUCUCAUUUCCUGUUUGGUGGACGUGUGCCUGUUUUGCUAGGAGAGUUUGUUGAUGGACUGGCAAACUCUUUUGGAGGGGCGGCACUCUUUUAUCUGGGCCUGAACAUGGUGGGACAGAUGGGUAAACUCACACGCAGCACUGGGGUUUCCCUCAUCCUGCUUAUCACUGCCAAACUACUAGUUAUGCCAUUGUUGUGUAAGGACAUGGUGGAGCUGUUGGAUGCUGGUAAUUCCAGCUCUGUAAAUCACUCCAGCCUGUCUGAUUAUGCUUUCCUUUAUGGAGUCUUCCCUACCGCUCCCAGUGUGGCCAUAUAUGCUGUCCAGUACAACAUGGAGCUGGAGGUGGUGACCUCUGGUAUGGCCAUUAGCACGUUCCUAUCAGCGCCCAUCAUGUAUGUGUCGGCAUGGUUACUGACCAUUCCGUGGAUGGAGGCCACAUCCCUGGUGACGGAGCUGCAGGACGUGAGCUUUAACAUCAGCAUUGUCAGCCUAAUAGCCCUGGGUUGGACCCUUGCUGUCAUGCUACUGAGUAAGAAGUUUAGGAGGCUGCCGCAUAUGUUUGCCACAAAUCUGUUCUUAGCACAGCUACUAGCGUGCGUGUCAAUGAUGUUGUGGAAGAUUUUUCUGAAGCAGGGGAACGUGUUUGGCCAAAUUCUCACCUUUACUCUGCUUUAUGGGUCUCUUUACAGUACCUACAUAUGGACAGGUCUUUUGGCGUUCGCUCUUACUUUAUUGGGCAGAAAUGAAAACUUGAAAGUGAAACCUAUCUUUUUCAUCAUCUUUGGUUGGGGAGUUCCUUUUCUGAUUGUGGGUGGGCUACUCAUGGUAGGACAAAGAAUGAGUGACAACUUGGACUCCGCAUUCUUUUAUGGCAAGGGGCAGAUUGUGUGUACUGUGGUAGUUCUGGGUUGCAGCAUCAUGCUGGGUGGUCUGUCUUUGAUGGGUUUGAGCCGAGGGGCCCAGGAGGAGCAGAACUAUCAAGCCCUAGAUCAAAACUCCGUGACAGGCACAUCAGAAGAUGUGAGACAAGCCCAGACAGAGAACCAGCACUCAUCUGAGCUCGAGCAAACCUACAGCAGCCUUAACACAGAUGUUUGUUGUAGUGAACCCAUGCCAGAUAUGAUAGUUGGGCAUCUUAACGACUCGCCAGUGCCUUCAGCAGGGAUUUUCCUGAGAGAGGCGUCAAGCUCUUCAGGUGUGCAGGAGGAGAGACAGAUAGCUCGACAUGUGCUCCUCUGCCUGCUCCUCGUUGUCAGCAUGCUGGCUAACCUGUCCAGCUGUCUGUGGUGGUUGUUCAGUGCUGAUCCAGGACGACUUUACCUCGAACUGCAGUUCUUUUGUGCUGUAGCCAAUUAUGGACAGGGUUUUAUUUCCUUUGCAAUUUUUGGGUUGGAUGAGCAUCUUAUUAUUCUUCCAUUCAAAAAGCGGCUGGCUGCUCUGUGUGGUUUUGGUGAGGAUGAAAGCCUUGAGUCUGCUGCUGUUACUGAGGAAAUACGACUGACCUGUACACAGUUUGUGAGAUACCACAAAGAUCAGUGUGUUCAGGAUAUUGUUCGCAAUAGAGGUGCUUCUUCUGAAUCUCUCACCGGACCAGUUGGUGAAUCCUUUCUUUGAUUGACAGGUGUACUCAUUGGUAUAUGAGUAUGGUUUGGUAUACUGGCAGUAAGUUCAUUGGCUCCUGUGUGUGGGUGUGGCUAAAGAUAGAAAGGUGUGGCCUUGCUUUCAGGACACAGCUGCAGAAGAACCGUGUCUUACUCCAUGUGACCCAUCUGUAUGGCUUCCAACUCCCUGUGGUAUUGCUUCAAAUGUACCUCCACUUUGUAAUGUGAUACGAGACCAAGCAAGAACUAAAUAGGCUAAAUUAUGACUGAGCUAUGAAACAAGCGGUUCUCUCAUCAGUUUUUGUUGUACUUCUUUAAUUACUAUGCAUGGCAUGCAAAGAGCACAGAACU